UUUUUUUAUGUAACUUGUCUGUUUAUAACCUGCUGCCUGUCUUUGAACUGUGUCUGUUGCUGCUGUGUUCUGACGUCUUUGGUCGCCUGCUGCAGGUCUGUGUCUGUGUCUUUUUGCAAUUCAGGCUGAUUUCUGCAAUGAAGAAUCCACGUUAGAACCACAUUUCAAUAACAGUUCGAGAAAUCUCAACAGUCUUUCAUACGGACAGCUGGACGUCUGAUGCGUCGAGGGAGUUUGUUGACGCCACUCUCAGAAAGGCAGAAAGUGGAGGUCCGUGGUGUCAAAUGGAAAUACUGACGCUUUUUCUCAACCACUAAAGGCAGCCGGGCCGAUCAGACAAGCUGUCGUAAACACUGAAUGUGAGUGACAGAAUCUGCACGUCUCACAACAUGUGAAUUAAACACAAUGCAAAUACAUUCUGGCAUUCGCUUGGAGGCCACAAGCUCGAGCAUUCAAACCGGUCUGAGGUCUAUUUAGGGCGAGACGUGACAGGCGAGACAAUCAUGGAAUCAAUGUUGAGACUGUUUUCCCCUCACUGACAGAAAAUACAUAUUAUGGUCUGUAUUUUACGACACCUGCAUACAUUCGAUUAGCUCAUUUGCAUAUUUGAUUAUCUACAUUUUAAAAAACACAAUAAACUGAGACGUUGUCAUGGCGAUAUUAGUUAAAGUUCCCAUUCACCUACAAUGUCCAGCCUUAAAUGUUCCCCUGUGCAGGUUAACAUCCGUUUCCUCAGUUAUUCCCCCUGAAGUAGCUCAAAGGUUGAAACCCUCCCCAGCUCACUCUGUCUAACAGUGUUGUAUAUUAUCUUGUUCGGUCGGACACUCUCUGUUCUGAAAAAUUUGGGAUGCAGAGACAACAAGCAAAGAGAAAAUGGUUAAAGGAGCUGAAUGUCAACGUGCUGGUGAGGGAAGUUCUCACAUUUAUUACAACCCUGCUCUGGAGAAUACAAACGUUCAUUAUGUUUCCUGUUAGUGAGGCUUUAAACAUGUACAUCAUGAGGAAAAGCACUUUAUAGUUCCUCUCAGGCCAGACUGUGUUUGCUGAGCAAUACUUGUAAUAUUUGAAAAAUCAAUAACAAACGCUGACCAUUUUCACAGCAAGUUGCCAUGGAGACGGCCAACUUUGUCCGAGACAAAUUAACCGAGUGGGGCCUCGGCGACUUCAUGCAGAGAUUUGAAGAUGAAGCCAUUGACAAGGAGACUUUUCUAAGUCUUGGAAAUUCGGGGAGACUUAAUGUCUUGAUCGCAAAAAUUGGACCAAGAGUGAAAUUCCGAAAGAGACUCAAAGAAUACUUACAGAUGGAGACGUGUCACUUUGUCCAGAACAGAUUAACCGAAUGGGAUCUCAGUGAGCUGAUUCAGCCGUUUGAAGAAGAAGGCAUUGACAAGGAAACCUUCCUCAGUCUGGAGGAAUCCGGCAGCAUCAGUGUUUUGAUUCCUCAGAUUGGACCAAGAGUGAAAUUCAAAAAGCGACUCAGAGAAUAUUUACAGGCCCUGAACAGCAGAGAUGGUGAGACGAUGGACACCAACUCAGAGCCCGAGUACAGCACCGAAACGGAUCCAUCUGUUUCUCUGUGGAAUCUGGAGCCAACACCCGACACGGAAAGCAGCACUGACACGGAUGAGGAGCCGGUGUACCCCGGGGCAGCAGUGACCCGAGGCCGAGGCCUGCUCGCUGUCAUGCUGUUCAUUUUGCGUCACCGUCUGACUGCGGCGGUUCAGGGAAGCUUACUGGCUCUGCUGAAUUUUCUCAUCCCUACUCUGGUUGCUGAGUCUAAGCAUCUACUUGACAAGAUUGCAGGCAUGUCCACCGUGUUUUACUGCCAGUCCUGUCAAAACUACAUGGGACAGAACCCCGGUGGAUUUUGUCUGCACUGCGCCACAGUUUUCGACAAAGCGAGCAGCAUUCAAAACGGAAACUUCUUUUUGUUCGCAUCCCUGAAAGACCUUCUCACAGACACCCUGAAGAACCACGGUACGGAGUUGUUACCUAAAACAGUCAAACAUGGGCAUGGAAUUGCAGAUGUGAUGGACGGGAUGCUGUACCAGAACCUGGUCCAACAAGGAACGCUGGCUGCAGAUGACCUCACCCUCUUGUGGAACUGUGAUGAGGUACCGAUUUUUACCUCACCGCAAUACUCAAUCUGGCCCCUUCAGUUUACCAUUAACGAACUUCCCUACACACAAAGACAGGAGAAUGUGAUAGUUGCAGGACUGUGGUUGGGCCAAGAGAAGCCUAAGAUGAACACAUUUCUAAAACCUUUCGUAGACGAAUGCUGUGAUUUAGCCCAACAUCCGCUUCAGUGGAGGGACUGCACUGGCACCGCUCGCUCCUCAAAAGUCUUCUCCUUGGUUUGCUCCUCGGAUGCCGUGGCGAGGCCUCUCCUCCGGAACUGCAAACAGUUCAACGGAGAGUAUGGCUGUGACUGGUGUUUGCACCCCGGCACAGUGGUUAAAAAGGGCUCCGGAUCCAUGAGGUCUUACCCGUACGAUGAGACGAAACAAGCAGCGAGGUCCAAGGAAAUGUUUCAGCAAAAUGCAAGACAGGCUGAAAGGUUCACGAACCCACAGAAUGGGGUCAAAGGCCUGUCUUUGCUUUCCGUACUUCCCUUGUUUGAUAUCGUGCUUGGAUUUGUACCUGACUACAUGCAUUCAGUUCUGCUUGGUGUGUGCAAACAACUUGUGUGUCUGUGGUUGGACCCAGUCAGCUCUGGGAAGGACUGGUAUGUGGGUCGGCACGUCUCACAAAUGGACUCCCGUCUUCUCGGUCUGAAGCCGCCAUCAGAGAUGAGGAGGCCUCCGCGGUCACUGAAGUGUUACGAGUGUUGGAAAGCAUCAGAGUGGCGAGCAUUCCUUUUGUUUUAUGGCAUUAGCGUCCUGCCAGGUGUCCUACAACCCAGAUAUCUGGAGCAUUUUGUUUGUCUAUCACUCAGCAUUCACGUUUUGCUCCAAGAAUCAGUGUCCCAGCAGGACCUCCAGCUGGCCCAUCAGCACCUGGUACACUUUGUGAAAGACAUGAAGGAACUUUAUGGUGAAGAGAAUGUGUCCUUCAACUGUCACCAGUUAAUCCAUUUAUCUGAAAGUGUGCGUAACUGGGGGCCUCUCUGGGCAACAUCAGCAUUCACCUUUGAGAGAAACAACGGAAACUUAAGAGCUCUGCUAAGUGACACAGACUACAACCCUCGACACAUCUACCAGAGGUUUCUCUGGUGGCACCGCAUACCCAGACACCUUCAUUCUGGGGUUUUUAACCGACAUCUAGACUUUGCAGAGUUAUUAGCCCAGCGCUCGCCCUUAAACGAUGACAGUGGCUCUUAUGAGCCCCUCGGAAAAUCACGACAUUUGGAUAUUACAGGAUCUGUAACACAAGCAAUAGAAGAACUCUUAAAUCGACCAGUUCUGGUGAAAUCCGUCGAAGCAUUCGACAGCUUCACUUAUAGAACCACCGUUUAUCUCUGUACCGGCGGCAAAGAGUCUCACAGAACAGAUGGGGCUGUUAAACUCAAGGAUGGCUGCUGUGGAGAAGUGCAGCUGAUGCUACUCUGUAAAGAGAACUGCGUUUGCACGUCCAGCUGCCUUUGCCGGACGGUUCCCGUCGUCGUGGUGCAGCUCUAUGAUGUCAAAGCUGCCACGCCGUUCAGCAGCACGAGCCCUGACACAGCAUCACAGGCGACCUUCCUAAGAGUUGAAAGGACAAAUCGACCCAAAGCGUUCUUCUUAGAGGACAUAAGAUGUAAAUGUAUGUAUGUGGACGGCUGGCUGGUGUCUCUGCCAAACACAUAUGAGAGAUAUUAGAGUCGCUGUGGGUGGAGGCCGACGGCAGCAGCAGGUUGCUGGUAUCUAAAUGUGACUGGGUCAGUGAUGCAGCAGUGGUUCUGGGUCAAUAUAUAUGAGUUAUUGUGUUUGUAAUACAUAAUAUGCCGUAUAUACUUUUAUUUAUUGUUAUUACAUGCAUUGUUAUAAUUACAAAA
Messenger RNA from Stegastes partitus (bicolor damselfish), 3973 nucleotides. RefSeq lists its product as uncharacterized. The transcript has 8 exons. The record is from RefSeq and is a predicted model, not a curated record. NCBI's taxonomy places the organism in Eukaryota, Metazoa, Chordata, Actinopteri, Pomacentridae. The coding region runs from base 1110 to 3797 and encodes 895 amino acids.